Electrophorus electricus (electric eel) is the source of this 1537-nucleotide messenger RNA. RefSeq lists its product as uncharacterized. NCBI's taxonomy places the organism in Eukaryota, Metazoa, Chordata, Actinopteri, Gymnotiformes, Gymnotidae. The record is from RefSeq and is a predicted model, not a curated record.
ACUGCGGCACAGACUGAAGCAGCUGACAGAGGAGAACGCAAAAAUCAAAGAAAAGGAGGCAGACUGGAGACGCAGGACAGAGGCAGCGGAGGAGCAGAGCAAAAAGGCCAGCGGGGAGGCGCAGCAGGCAGAGCAGGAGCGCAGGAUGGCGGACAGAGAGAGGGAAGAACGCUUCAGCGAGUGCCUCAGCUGGCGGGAAAAGCACCAGGCCCUGUCAGACGUGCUCAGGGCGCAGGAGGACCUCAAAUCCCAGAGGCAGAACAAAGCGUGUCAAGCAAACAUAAAGAGUUACUUCCUCUGCAUGACAGAAAGUGACCAGAAGGUUAAGAUCUUGAAAAACCAAGAUGGAACACCAAGAAACUUCACAGAGGGAGACCCUGUAUACAUUUCCACCGUUGAAGUGGACGGUGAGGAUUCAGACAGGGUUUCAGGAAGGACUAUACUAAGGGUAGCAGCCCCUAAAGUGGGAAGAGACACAGGACCCACGCACUUCAGUGAACUGAGAGCACAUCCUCCAGACAACAGCCCCGCGAGAAGAAGCCGCAAGGUAGUGGAAUACUUCUGGAUCCCCACUGACGACGAAUAACCACAGACAAACUUCCGUGUUCUCCUUGGCAGUGAGACUUUGAAGUAAAAGUGAUUUGCAGCACACUAGAUGGUUAUAUGACAGUGUUCAAACUUAUGAGAAUUUUAUUUUAAAGCCACCUGUAGCAGAUGACGUAACUGGUCUAACCUACAGCAUACAAACUGAUGGCACUUUUGAUUUCACAUCUCUAUUCACUUCUUCAUACAAAACCGUAUAGUUACACAGACAGCCAUCAUAAAGACCAUCACACAUGCAGACCUGUAAUGAAGAGGAGAACAUUUUUUGGUAAUUGUGUUUACCUUUACUGAGCUGACAGUGGUGCGAGAUACAAAGCUCUACAACAGCCUACACAUGACAUGACAUGACUGAGCCCUUUACAUUCAAGCAGACCGACAGGCACCAACCACCUUGGAGAAUAUAAUGGAGUUGACAUCCUUGCAAAUAAAUUUAAAACACUUGUCAAUAAGAGGUAAUCUCUGCAUUGCUUUCUGACAAGGGCAAAAGCCUUUUACUUUCUCUGACUACUGACGAGCAGCGGAGGGAGGAUAUUCUUUUAUGCAUUCAUUAAAUAACUUCAUCCCCUUGGUUGGUUACUAAAAUGAAAGCGUUCACUUUGUUGGCUUUUCAGGUUUAGCAGAAGCAGACUCAUGGGGCCCCAGAGGGCCACAUUACAACUGCUGUCACUAUGCAGUCAUACAGGUGAUGAGUAGCGUCUUUGGCUGCCACGGCCACGUUCCUGUUCCUUCGUUUCCGUCAAUCAAAAGUUAAUUGCAAAAACCGUGUUAUUCGCUAAAGGUGUCAAACAAGAUUAUUCUAAAUGACAGCAGUAUUGUCAAGAUCUUAGACUUUUGACAUUAAUGUGAUUAAAAACCUCUUUACAACAAAAAAGCCAUUCAGUUUGUAGAAAGACAACUGCUAAAAUUUUACAGCAAAGGAACAAAAACAAAACAA